Amyelois transitella is the source of this 2452-nucleotide messenger RNA. Its product is annotated as probable peroxisomal acyl-coenzyme A oxidase 1. The transcript is spliced from 13 exons. Gene Ontology annotation, molecular function: fatty acid binding; acyl-CoA oxidase activity; FAD binding. Gene Ontology annotation, cellular component: peroxisome. Lineage: Eukaryota; Metazoa; Arthropoda; Insecta; Lepidoptera; Pyralidae. The record is from RefSeq and is a predicted model, not a curated record. Bases 275 to 2305 code for a protein of 676 amino acids. Gene Ontology annotation, biological process: fatty acid beta-oxidation using acyl-CoA oxidase; lipid homeostasis.
AAAAUAAAAACGGUCUAGAAAAUAUUCAGGAGCUUAGUGAUCCUUACGGAAAAUUUUGUUUCUGCAUUCACAACAUUAAAGUUGUGAGAAAGUGUCAUCAGUAAAUGCUAACAUUUUUAUUACCUUUUAGCAUUCACUACCUGUGUAGUCAAUUUACUUUCAUGAAUAAAACAAUGAACCGAAAUGGGACAAAUAAAUAUUCAUUAUAAAGUUUGUGGAGUCCAGUUUUGAAUCGAAGGUGGUAAGGAAAGGACCACAUAAGCUUAAAAUCAGAAUGAGUGUAUUCAAAGUAAUGGCGUCAAAUGAUAUCAAUCCAGAUUUAUUAAAAGAACGUGCAAAAUGCACAUUCAAUGUAGACGAAUUAACGUACAUUUUGGAUGGCGGGGAGAAAAACACUGAGAGGAGGAAACUGAUUGAGAGCAUCACCCUCGAUGAUGGGGCGUGUCUGGACGAGAUCCCAGAGGAAUGCUUAGGUCCCAAAGAGCGGUAUCAGAAUGCUGUGCGCAAGUCGUGCGUAUACGCAAAUAUUGUUAAGAGCAAGUUUGCAGAUAUCACGGCACUGGAGAAUCUUGGUCUACAUUCUGCCGUUCUUCGACGCACAUCUGAUGCGUUCUUCAAAGAGAUAUCGCCAUUUCUUCUCCAUCUGGGCAUGUUUAUGCCUACCAUCAUGGGGCAAUGCACCCCGGAGCAAAUGUCUCACUGGUUGCCCCUUGCCUUGGACAUGAAAAUCAUUGGCACCUACGCGCAGACCGAAUUAGGCCAUGGAACCUUUAUUAGAGGUUUGGAGACAACCGCAACUUAUGACCCUGAGACUGAGGAGUUUGUACUGCACAGCCCCACUCUGUCAUCUUACAAAUGGUGGGCUGGAGGAUUGGGAAAAACUGUAAACCAUUCUAUUGUGGUAGCACAGUUGUAUACCAAAGGUGUCUGUCAUGGAGUUCAUCCUUUCAUCGUUCAGAUUCGUGACUUGGAAACCCAUAUGCCAUUACCCGGCAUAAAAGUGGGGGAAAUUGGGCCAAAGAUGGGGUUCAACACGGCUGAUAACGGAUUUCUGAUCUUCAAUAACUUCAGGAUACCCAGAGAGAACUUGAUGAUGAAGAAUGCUCAAGUUUUGAAGGAUGGAACUUACGUGAAAGUAGCGAGACACGAGAAGUUGACGUACGGGACCAUGGUGUUCGUGCGAGUGAUGUUGGUCAGCGAAAUGGCGUUCAACCUCGCGAAGGCAGUCACCAUAGCAGUGCGGUAUUCAGCGGUGAGGAGGCAGUCACAGCCAAGGCCAGAUCAGCCAGAACCGCAGGUCCUGGACUAUUUGACUCAGCAACACAAACUUUUCAUCUGCAUUGCUACAACCCACGCUUUGCAAUUCACUAGUGAAUGGCUUUGGGCUACCUUCACCGCUGUUCUUCAAGACAUGAAGCAUGGAAACACGGACAAUUUGCCAGAGUUGCAUGCUCUCUCAAGCUGUCUGAAAGCUAUAAGCACGUCGGACUGUUCGUCCCUCAUCGAGCAGUGCAGAUUUGCUUGCGGUGGGCAUGGGUACAUGCUGUCUUCAAACCUACCACUUCUGUACUCCUUCGUCACCGCCACCAGGACUUACGAGGGAGAUUAUACAGUUCUUUUGCUGCAAACAGCCAGAUUUUUAUUGAAAACGUGGGAGCAAGCUGAGGAAGGUAAACCCAUCACACCAACGAUGUCGUACAUUACACAAGCAGUCAAAGGAGAACGGGCGUCGUGGCAUAGUUCUCCUGAAGGAAUCGUCAGGGCUAUGGAAGGAGUCGCUGCUGGAAAAAUAUUAGCGUGCGUGAAAAGCAUGCGAAGACAUUUGAAGUCUGGGAAAGAUUACGAAGAAGCUUGGGAGCUCACUACAGUACAACUUGUAGCAGCUGCCGAGGCCCAUUGCAGGGCAGUGAUUUGCAAGGUCUACCACCAAGAAACGGAGAGAAAGAACUCUACUUCCAGUGCCGAAGUGAAAGCAGUCAUGGAACAACUGAACACCUUGUAUCUCUAUUAUUGGGCUUUGGAGAAAACUGGAGAUCUGUUGCGGUUUACGACGCUAUCAGAGACCGAUAUAUGCCGUCUGCAGCAGAAAUACGAGGAGUUGCUGACUGUGAUCAGACCAAACGCUGUGGGUCUUGUCGACGCCUUCGAUCUAAGAGAUGAGGUACUGAAGUCAACUCUGGGAGCCUACGAUGGUCGAGUUUACGAGCGGAUAGUAGCUGAAGCGCUGAAGAGCCCUCUCAAUGCUAAACCAGUAGAUGAUAGCUUUCAUAAGUACCUAAAGCCUUUCAUGCAAGGAAAGCUUUAAAUUUUUUUAACAAAAAUAUUUAUUUACCUGCUUUAACUUGAACAGCUUUCAGUACUUACGCGAAUUCUGAAUUUUACCGUCAUUUUAAUAAAGACCAAACUGUUAUGCAUAUUUAAUAUUGUUAUUUUAAAUAAAUAAUUUCAUUGA